AUGUCAUUUCCAAAUGGUACGAUCCUGACUCCAGCUUCAUUCAUCCUAAAUGGCAUCCCUGGUCUGGAAGAAGUGCAUCUGUGGAUCUCUUUCCCCCUGUGCACCAUGUACUGCAUUGCUAUCACAGGGAACUCCGGUCUUAUGUACCUCAUCUACUCUGAAGAGGACUUACACAGACCUAUGUACAUCUUCCUAGCCCUUCUUUCUUUCACAGACAUGCUCAUGUGCACCAGCACCCUUCCCAACACUCUCUGCAUAUUGUGGUUCAACCUCAAGGAGAUUGAUUUUAAGGCCUGCCUGGCCCAGAUGUUCUUUGUGCACACCUUCACAGGGAUGGAGUCUGGGGUGCUCAUGCUCAUGGCCCUGGAUCGCUACGUAGCCAUCUGCUACCCUCUGCGCUAUGCCACUAUCCUCACUAAUUCAGUCAUUGCCAAGGCCGGCCUUGUCACUUUCUUUAGAGGUGUGAUUCUUGUCAUCCCUUUCAUUUUCCUCACCAAGCGCCUGCCAUACUGUAGGGGCAAUGUCAUACCCCACACCUACUGUGAUCACAUGUCUGUUGCCAAGAUAUCCUGUGGUAAUGUUAAGGUCAAUGCCAUCUAUGGGUUGAUGGUUGCGCUCUUGAUUGGAGGCUUUGAUAUCUUAUGCAUCACAAUCUCCUACACCAUGAUUCUUCAAGCAGUUGUAAAUCUGUCAACAGCAGAUGCUCGGCAAAAAGCCUUUAGCACCUGCACUGCUCACAUCUGUGCCAUUGUCAUCACCUAUGUUCCAGCCUUCUUCACCUUCUUUACCCACCGUUUUGGGAGACACACCGUUCCUCCACAUAUACACAUUAUUAUGGCUAAUCUCUAUCUUCUUAUGCCUCCCACCAUGAACCCUAUUGUGUAUGGGGUGAAAACCAAACAGAUACGAAAAUGCGUCAUUAGGUUCUUCUUUAAGGGAAAGGAGAAUUCUUCUCAAAAUAUUUGA
Messenger RNA from Otolemur garnettii (small-eared galago), 966 nucleotides. RefSeq names its product olfactory receptor 52N1. The transcript has a single exon. The record is from RefSeq and is a predicted model, not a curated record. Lineage: Eukaryota; Metazoa; Chordata; Mammalia; Primates; Galagidae. Gene Ontology annotation, cellular component: membrane. Gene Ontology annotation, molecular function: olfactory receptor activity; G protein-coupled receptor activity. Gene Ontology annotation, biological process: G protein-coupled receptor signaling pathway. Bases 1 to 966 code for a protein of 321 amino acids.